Molecule: messenger RNA, 2686 nt
Organism: Ilex paraguariensis (yerba mate)
Lineage: Eukaryota; Viridiplantae; Streptophyta; Magnoliopsida; Aquifoliales; Aquifoliaceae
Source: the annotation of a GenBank genome assembly
UUGGUAGCAUCUACAAACAGUAACAAAAAGUUGGCUGUGGCUCAUUCCCUUCCCCACCCAUACUUUCCCUUCUUUGCCUGGAAAAAUGUCUUUCUUAUGUGUCCUUUCCUCGUCUUACCAGUUGUUCUUAACUAAUCCUCUAAUGGGCUUCCUUCGUGUUCCCAUUCAUCACUGAUCUCUCUCUCUCUCUGUUCAAUUUUUUUUUGUUUAUUUGAGGAGUCCCCUGGUUCUUCGUUUUUGUUCGGUUGAGCUUCUUAAAGACCUUUGCUUUCACUUUCCAUCCUAUAGCUUGGUCACAAACCUCCUUUUUAGCUUCUUCAAACUUCUUCAUAAGAAAAAAACGCCUUUGCUAGCCUUUUCACUUUGGCCUUACGACCUCUGAGCAAACUGGGUCUUGCUAGUAAUCUUCUCAAAGGUGUGAUUCACUGUGAAUUAUAGUUCAACCGUGUUCAAAUUCGUUUCUUCUGGGUCCAAUGCCUCCAACAUACUUUCCUCUUCGAUGGGAGAGUACUGGAGAUCAAUGGUGGUACGCAUCUCCAAUUGAUUGGGCAGCUGCAAAUGGCCAUUAUGAUCUGGUCAGAGAGCUUCUUCACCUUGACACCAAUCUCCUCAUCAAACUCACCUCCCUUCGUCGAAUUCGCCGCCUCGAAACCGUGUGGGACGACGAAGAUCAGUUUGAUGAUGUUGCCAAAUGUCGUUCCCAAGUUGCCCGAAAACUCCUCCUUGAAUGUGAAACCAAGAAAGGCCACAACUCUCUCAUUAGAGCUGGCUAUGGUGGUUGGCUUCUAUACUCUGCUGCCUCUGCUGGGGAUGUUGAGUUUGUUCAAGAAUUGCUAGAGAAAGACCCAUUUCUAGUGUUUGGAGAGGGAGAGUUUGGUGUUACUGACAUAUUUUAUGCUGCCUCCAGGAGCAAGAAUUCUGAGGUUUUUAGGCUCUUGCUCGAUUUCUCAGUCUCACCGAGGUGUUUUGGAGAUGGUGGAGGGGUGGUAGAGGGGCAGCCGGAGGAAAUGCCUUCUGUUUUCCGGUGGGAGAUGAUGAAUAGGGCGGUUCAUGCCGCUUCUAGAGGAGGGAAUGUGGAGAUUUUGAGAGAACUUCUUGGGGAUUGCUCUGAUGUUUUGGCUUAUAGAGAUGCUCAGGGAUCUACUGUGCUGCAUACAGCCUCUGGUAGAGGGCAGGUUGAGGUAGUUAAGUUUCUACUUGCAUCCUAUGAUGUCAUAACAUCCAAAGAUAAUCAGGGGAACACGGCAUUACAUGUUGCUGCUUACAAGGGUUACUUAGCUGUGGUAGAGGUUCUAAUAUCCGCAUCUCCCUCAUCCACCUCCUUAACAAACAACUAUGGAGACACUUUUCUUCAUAUGGCAGUGGCUGGUUUCCGAACUCCCGGUUUCCACAGAUUGGACCGACAAAUGGAGCUCAUGAAGCAGUUGGUGUGUGGAAAGUUUUUGAAUAUACUAGAGCUCAUAAAUAUCAGGAAUAGUGAUGGAAGAACUGUUCUUCAUAUGGCUGUAAUUGGGAACGUUCACUCUGAUCUGGUGGAACUCUUUAUGACUGUUCCUUGCAUUAGUUUAAACAUUCGUGACGCUGAUUGCAUGACUCCCCUUGAUCUCCUCAAGCAAUGGCCACGAUCAGCAUCUUCUGAAAUUUUAAUCAAGCGGCUUAUUUCUGCUGGAGGGAUCUCCAACUGUCAAGAUCGUAUUACAAGAAGUGCACUUGCUUCCCAUUUAAAAUUGCAGGGAAUUGGUGGCAGCCCGGGAACUUCUUUCAGAAUCCCUGACGCAGAAAUAUUUUUGUACACUGGAGUUGAGAAUACAACCGAUGUCAGUGUUGAUCCUCCAAGUACAGAAUAUGAUACAUGCUCAGGUGAACUAAGUCACUUCGAAUCAGAUGUUGGGUCUAACACAUUGGAUAUUAGAAAUUCGAGUGCUGUAUAUACCGCUGCAAGACACCUGAAACUUCUCCUACAAUGGCCAGGGAGGAAAGGGAGAAAAACUGAUAAGUUGGGAGACAAUGAUUCUUUGGAAUCCUUCAGCAUACGUAGGAGUUUUGAAGACAAUCCAAUCCCACUUCGACAAAGAUUUUCAAAAGUGAACUCUUUCCCAAACAACAAAAGAAUACUUCCUCUCAGGAGUAAUCUUCCAAGUCCAUCCACCAAAAAGAAGUUUGCUGCAGGGUUGAUGCAUGGUGUCAUUAAGGUGAUGCCACAUUUAGCUGUUGAAUCCUCAAAUAAUUCCUUUUCAGGAUCGUCUAGAUCUUCCCCUCUAUCUAUUGUUAAACAAAAGGUAGUCGACAUUGGAAAUGAUAUUGCAGGACCAUCGAGUUCAACUAAUUCCUCAAAUGGAGAAAAACUAAAAUCAACACAUAAACAGACUUCCUUCAACAAGAGGUUGAUGAACCAGUACUUUUGUUUUGGGGCACAAGGCUUAGCUGUGGAUGAUUCAAUUAGCUGCACACAGCCGCAACAAAACUACAAGCGUGUGAAUUCUUUAGUGGUUUGAUCUGAUUAUUUGUAUCAGCUGGAGUUUUUGUCAAAACCAUCAAUAGUGGAGUAGCAUGAGCUCUACAUGUGUAUGUUAGCUUUUCUACUUCCUGUGUUACAUGUUCCUUGUGUAAUAUGUGUAAAACCUCUGCUUGCUAGUUAUACAGUCUUUUGGUGAUUUUCAAGGAAUAUUAUCCUAGAUAAAGAUGC